GAGGUAGGGACAACUGCACUUGUCUGUCAUCCAAGCCCAGAGAGGUUGGGAAUCUGCCGGCGCGCCAACGCGUCGGCAAAUGUCAUGAAGGCUGAAUUCGCGACGGCUUUUGCAGAUGGCGCGAAGAGAGCCCCAGUCUCGCGCCCGCCCUCCAGUCCUGCGUCCGCGGGGCCUCCUGCCCCCAGCGUCGACCACGAGCGCUUCGACGAAUUACCUUGCGAGAGCGCAGACUUGGACGACGGCGAAAUGAGAGCCCGCAGCGCUGCUGGAGAAACGAGAGAGAGAGAGAGAGAGAGAUUUGUAUAGGGCGAAAGAAUGGGAGACAGAAGUGGCGGAGCGCGCGCGGAGCCGUGGGCCCUGAGCCCUUGAGCCCUCGAGCCAACAUGAAAAAUGAGGAGCGCGCGCCGCGUCGCUUCCAACAAAAAUAUCCCCUCAGCUGCUUUAACUUCGUCUUCGGGUCCUUCCCGCUUGCUCUGAUCGUGGGCAGCGUGGUUGCACGCGCGGGGCACUCCUGCCGAGGUCACCGAAAAUUGAUCCUCCAAGCCGGUCGUGCACCCAGAC
This is a messenger RNA of Prorocentrum cordatum, 561 nucleotides long. The record is from the annotation of a GenBank genome assembly. NCBI's taxonomy places the organism in Eukaryota, Dinophyceae, Prorocentrales, Prorocentraceae.